AUGGCAAACAUCCAUCUACAAUCCGCAACCACAGUCUUCCUAGACCAGCCACCAAGCUGUCUAGAAUUCUGUCCAGACUUCCCAGACCACUUUGUAGUAGGCACAUAUCUCUUAUCAGAGAAUAAAGUGGACGAGCAGGUCGAACAGACAAAAACUGGCAGUUUGCAACUCUGGAAACUAAAUCCAAACACAAAUGAAUUACUUUUGAUUCAGCGAGUGGCCCUCCCGUAUGCAGUCUUCGAUCUUCACUUUCACCCUGGAGAUAGAAGCAAGUUUGCCAUAGCAGGCAGUACAGGCUGUAUUGCCUUGUUCAACGUCUCUAGUAAUUCUACAGACUCUUCAACGGAGCCCAGCAUCAACCAGAUAUGGACAAAGCAAGUCCAUGAGGAUUCCUCCAUUCCAGCUCUGUUCCUCGCAUGGGCUCCACAGGACUGGCUUCCUGGGAAGAUAACCAAUGGAUUUGCGGUAACGUUCUCCGAUAGCCUAACAGCAGUGUUCGGAAGCGAAGGAGAAAUUACAGAAGAAAGCCAAAUCAACGAACUCGGCUCCUUCCAAGCUAGGCAGAUGAUCGAGGUGUGGUUCGUUGCAUUAGCUUCAAUGAAAGAGACUACGUCGCAAGAAAUCACACCAUUCAUGUUCACUGGAAACGACUUUGGAUCGCUGCAUACGCGUCGGUUCGGGACGAGCACGGAUGAAAAUGAUAGCAAACAUGUGCUUGGUCCAUUACUGCUUGACUACGAUGAUCGAGCCCGCCAUCAUACCGCGGGUGUGACGAGUAUCUUGCCACUGCCUGUUCCAAUGGUGGAUGAUGCCCCGAUUCUGCUGACAGGAAGUUAUGAUGAAGGGCUACGCGUUUACCAUGCCACGCGCAGGGGAGAGGUACUCGCUGAACAGGCACUUGGUGGUGGAGUCUGGCGACUGCAGUUGCUGGACACGAAGGGUUUGGAGGAAGCGAAGCAAUCAUUUUUGGUACUGGCGAGUUGUAUGCAUGCUGGAACGAGAGUUGUGCGGGUUAAUCGGACACCGGGACGGAGUCAAGAGUGGGAUAUUGAGGUUUUGGCAGAGUUCACUGAGCAUGAGAGCAUGAACUAUGCGAGCGGUGUGUGGGAGGGAUCGGGGUCGGAGACGUCGUCUGAACUACUAUGUGUAUCUAGCAGCUUUUACGAUCGUCGGGUUUGUGUAUGGAGGGCCACAGUAUAA
Molecule: messenger RNA, 1200 nt
Organism: Penicillium taxi
Lineage: Eukaryota; Fungi; Ascomycota; Eurotiomycetes; Eurotiales; Aspergillaceae
Exons: 2
Coding region: 1-1200 (399 amino acids)
Molecular function (GO): protein binding
Source: RefSeq, a predicted model, not a curated record